AUGGGGGUGAGUAUGCGAGUGAGGGUGAGUGUGCGAGUGGGGGUGAGUGUGCGAGUAGGGGUGAGAGAGCGAGUGGGGGUGAAUGUGCGAGUGGGGGUGAGUGUGCCAGUGGGGGUGAGUGUGCGAGUGGGGGUGAGUGUGCCAGUGGGGGUGAGUGUGAGAAUGGGGGUGAGUGUGCGAGUGGGGGUGAACCUGUGUGUUGUCUUUGGCAAGGAGUGUGGCCCCAAUGAUGAUUGCACUGCGUAUGGGACCGAUCCUGUGUGCGAGUGCAACAUGGACGGUUUUCUCUUUAACGAGCCUGACAAGACGUGCUUCGACCCGAUGGUGCAGACGGCGAUGCAGCUGAGUGGGCGCAACAUCAAGGAGCGCCUCACCUUCUCCACCUCGGUGCCGGCAGAGCAGGCCAGCGCCACCACCGUGUGCAGCGACCUGAGCUCCAGAAUUGGCAAUGCCAAGAUCACCGUCACGUGGGAUGCCCCGAAGGCUAGAGCUGGCAAGGGCAACGCCAUGUGCAAGAGCUUGACAUUCUACACCGGCAAGGGCUGCACGGGCCAGCAGGGCCUGACCAUCGCACGUCUUGCGAAGAAGGGCCCGUUCCUACCCCACCACAAAAAGGUGCCGAAAGGUGUAGGAGAAGAGAGGCUAGAGGGAGGCAGCUCCCACGAUGGGCUCAUGGUGCAUUUUGGGUCGACUCAAAAGAGUAGAGGCAUAAGAGGCAGCCUUAGAAAAUACCCAUCUAAACCCGUCACACAGAGGCAUGAGGACAUCGUCACUGACCCCUCCCCCCGGUUUGUGUUUGUGGCAGGAGGAGGAGGAUGCAGAGGGCAAGGCGGAGAUGAGGGCGUAAGCAGAGUGGGAGGAGAUGAAGCGACUGAGGGCAUAGCAGCUGGAGGACCAGGUGGGUGUGGUGUGGGGUUCAGAUUCAGGGUGUGUGGUAUAGGGCAUGAGAAUGCUGAGGAUCAGGAAUUUCCCGACGAGGUGGACACACCUGACGACAUCCCGGCCCGCCAGCGCUUUGCCAAGUACCGCGGACUCAAGUCCUUCCGCUCCUCGCUGUGGGACCCCAAGGUGCUGUGCGAGCGUCUGCCGCAUGAGUCGACCAAUUGUGGGCUGCCACUUGUUGUGACGGGCCUGCUGCAGCACGAGACGUGCAUGACAGUGCUGCACUUCUCAAUGAAGAAGGCCGACUCCUUCGCCCCCCCCAUCAAGUCCAAGCAGCGCCUCCUCUUCCACUGCAGCUUCCGACGGUUUUACACGCGCCCCACCUUUUCAACGGACGAUAUCAACCUCGACAAUCACAACCCCACCUUCUCAACGGACGGCAUCAACCCCCCACCCCAACCUCUCCCCACCUUGCUACCCAACCCCCCCCCCUCUUCCCCCCCAGCCCCACCUUCUCCACGGACCCCCACCUUCUCAACGGACGACAUCAACCUCGACAAGCACAAGUUCGAGCGCUUCCUACUCCCGGGAAGCUACCCCACGUCAGUGAUGAAGCGCAAGGCAGUGGUGCACUACAUGUUCCACCAGCCAGAGGAUGGCAGAUGGUUCCAGGUCAGUGCCACGUCAGAUGGUUCCAAACAGGAAAGAGAGUGGGUUGGGGGGAAGAGGGAUGCCACGUCCCUCAUCCCCCGUUCCUCCGUUCCUCUUCAGAACACCUUCUAUCACCCCCCCGCCUCCCUUUCUUCUAUCGAACCUUUUCACCAAACUGGUGGGGCUGUUUACCAGGUGGCAAGGGGGACCUCAUUCACUCUAAACGCACGAUGCACAGCACUUCCCUCUCACAGCUCCCCACUCAGCUCUCUCCUCUCUUUACUUACCCCUCCUUCCCUCGUGCCAGCUGGUGGAGCUCUUCACCAACCAGUGGUGCUCUUUACCAAGUGCGGUCGUAGGGGGCGCAUUCGCGAGCCUGUGGGCACCAAAGUGCUCACUCCCUCCGGUAUACCCUUCCCGUAUCCCCCUCUUGCUUCCACCCCUCUUGCUUUCACCCCAAUGCCCCUCAUCGAUGCUUCUCAUCACCGCCUGCUAGGAGCAAUCAAGUGUGUGUUUGAUGGGGUGGUGUAG
Molecule: messenger RNA, 2064 nt
Organism: Closterium sp. NIES-65
Lineage: Eukaryota; Viridiplantae; Streptophyta; Zygnematophyceae; Desmidiales; Closteriaceae
Source: the annotation of a GenBank genome assembly